ACACGCGGUCAUUUGGAUCAUGUUCGGUUCAAGAUAAUUCGACUCAAGUCAUAGGUACGAGUGAAGAUAAUAUGUGGUUCUGUUUCAACCUUCGAGACUAGGUGAGUGAUUCAGUUCAGAUAAAUUAAGUACGAGUCUGUUGUGUCGAGACUCAAACAAGAUACAGGCAUUCUUUUCUCUAUCUCAAUGGCAAGAAUCUUCAAUGUUGUAACACUCCAUUGUAGAAAAGAAAGAGCACACACAUGGGCAACAAAAACACACUGAUUCAGCAAUAAUCAUACCUUUUGCUCCUUUCCACCAUAUGAAAAGAGGGAUAAAAAGCAACAGGAGCAUCAUUAUAAUUCUUCAACCUUUUGUUUUUCUGGGUCCAUACUCUCAUAUGAUGCCCACAAUCUGAAUAUUUAUAAUUUACUGUUUUCAUUGCCAAAAAAAUUAAAAAAAAUACUCCCUCCGUUUAAAAAUAGCUGCACCAUUUGCAUGAUGUUUACUAUUCUCAUGUUACACUUUGAUUAUCUUUGGUAAUUUAUAUUUUAUGGAAAAACAUAAUUAUAUGGAAUUUUAUUAGAUUUGUCUCAAUAUAUAUUUUUUUAAUAUUAACAUUUUAUAAUUUUUACUUAUUGAUCUUAAUAUUUAAAACCAUACGUCAACAAACAUGAAAUGGUGUAACUAUUUCUAAACGAGAGGUUAAGUUUCACUUCCAUUUUUGAGUGAGAAGUUAAUAGACUUUUUAAGAUUCGUCAAUUCUUCCUUUGAUGUCCUCCUGUUGCCAGAGAUUUUUUAAGAAAGACUUUUCAACUUUAUUUAUCUUACUAAAAACCUGUCACUAAAGUCUUCUUUUCACACUUGUUGACCAAGAACAUCCCUAAUCUGUCUUAAAUAAAUGGAGUUAUAUGUAUGGCAGUAUGAGAUCUGGACUUUGCUUUAAUUUUAUUUGAACAUUGAGGUCUGUUUUUUUUAUGAUUAAAGGUCUUAGAGUCUUGAGAACAAUGACAAAUUCUUGCGUUAAAGAUCUAACCAUAUUUGCAUUAGAUACGUGAGUCCCAGCUGGAUCAUUAUGGUCACUCUAAUAUUUUACUUCAUUGUGUUUAUGCGUUACUUCAUAUCUACCGCCAAACAAACCCGGCCCGAUUCUAAUUCCAGGUCGAAAAUCAUAACACAAACCCGACUUUAUCGAUUUCGGAUUGACCAGAAACCAAUCCAAAAUUACGUCAAAUGAAAUUCAACUAUACACGCUAAGUUAUGAAAGUAUGGGUGAAUGACCUGAAAUGAGAUAGGUUGUAUGAGUUAUGAAAGUCUAGGUUAAUUUUAAGUUGACCCGGCAUGAAAAUAAUCAGACUUUUAAGACAGGUUAUUCGGGUUAUUUUCAGGUUCAAAAGUCAACCUGAACCUAACCCAUUAUAUUUCAGGUCGGGUUGGGUCAAUCUAUUUUUUAUUUCAGGUCGAAAAUCUCAACCAAACUCGGAAUUUAUAGGUCAGUUUCAGGCCGAGUUAUCGAGUUGGGUCAACUUUUGCCAAUCUUACUAAUAGCUAACUAAGUCAAUUUAUGAAGUCAAUCGAGUUGAUCAAGUAAUAAUUUUUUAAUCUUUUUAUGUAGUACUAUGACUGUUUUUUGUGCAAAUAAAUUUGAUCUUAAUUGUGUCCUGACAAAAAAAUAUAACCAAAUUUAGUCACCCCACAUCUUAUUAAAACUCAUUUACUAAUAAUCAAUCUAUGUGGUCAUAUACCACAUUUAAUUUACCAUUAAUCUACCGUGUAUCCAUUAACAUACUUCUACUACAAUAAAUUCUAUACGAAUGUUAUGAACCACAAUUCAGAAACAUGCUUUCAUUUAUUUUGUUUUAGAAACGUUCCAGACUUAGAUCUUUAUUUAUACCUAUAGAUAUAAACUACAGUAAUAAAAGAAGGAAAAACUGAAAUAAGUUUUAGCUAACACCUAAAUGUCAGACAUUUAUAUAAUUAUAGAUGACACAAUUACCAUCUCAACCUACUUUUAAUCGUGCUUUAAGUGUUCACAUUAUUAUAUUUGUACCUUUUAAUUGUUGAGUUUUCCUUAAUAUAUUUCAAUGGGAAAAGGGAAAAAAUGCAUAUUAAGUUCGGAAAAUCCGAACCAACCCGGGGUAACGCCUGGAUCUAAAUAGUAAAUACUAGUUUAAAUACCAAUAAAACGUCUCUACCUUAUGCAGGCAUAUGGUAUUUUUGACCCUAGAAAAUAAUCAGUACGUUAAUUUAUUUCAUAAGUUUUCUUUAUAUUAAUGCUAACCCUUCAAAAACUUAUGCUAUAAUCCAGGAGUGCAUGAAAAAUAAUAGUUUCCUAAGUCUAAGGAAUCAUUGUUAAUUUGCCUCUUUUCACCCAAUCUUACUAUUGUUGGAAUACAUAUAUAUAGGAAACUAUCAACCGUUCCUUUUCUUUUGAUGGUGUAGAACAAGGAAAACAACAACAUCAACAAGAAGAGAAGAAAAACACACACACAAAAAAUAAAGACAGAUUAUGAAAUGAAAUAGAUAGAAUAAUAAACAUACAUACAUACAUUUAUUCUAUGAAGUUGGUUGUUUUUGGAUUAAAAUCCUUAUAUCUUGAACAAGUUUUGAAGAAAUUGAAGUUUGUUUUCUAAGAAGAGUUUAUUAAAAUACAAAGAUAGACAAAAUUGCUAAGGAAUUAGAACUAGCUGCACAAAAUGCAGGGGAGGCGGGCAAUGACUAUGCCUCCCCUUCCUAUGCCGAGGAAGAGGUGGAAAAUGUCGAGAUGGAGGCACCGCUGAUUGGUGAUCCUUACGGCGGUGAUAGUGAGCACAUGGAGGAGCUCCAUCCGGCACCAUCAGGGGUGCUAAUGGCGGGAGACGACGAGGGUGGUGGUGGUGGUGGUGAUGGUGAUUAUCCUCCUAUAAGAAACUUUGAAGAUGCUAAGUGUAUAUGGUGGAUAGAGUCUACAAAGUUAUGGGUUAUUGCAGGUCCUAUUGCUUUCAAUAUUCUUUGUAAUUAUGGUAUAAAUUCUUUCACUAAUAUCUUUGUUGGACAUAUUGGUGAUGUUGAGCUCUCAGCUGUGGCCGUUGCUCUUUCUGUUUUUGGAACUUUUGUCUUUGGUUUCAUGUUAGGCAUGGGAAGUGCACUAGAGACAUUAUGUGGGCAAGCAUAUGGAGCAGGACAAAUACAAAUGCUAGGAAUCUACAUGCAAAGAUCUUGGCUAAUCUUAUUUGGGGCUUGCUUCGCGCUCUUACCUCUCUACUUAGGUGCUACCCCAAUCCUUAAGCUCCUAGGACAAGAACCCGAUAUAGCUGAGCUUGCAGGGAAGUUCACCAUACAAUGUCUCCCACAGAUGUUUUCACUUGCCAUAAAUUUUCCGACUCAGAAGUUUCUACAAGCACAAAGCAAUGUCGCGAUCAUGGCAUAUGUUGGCUUUGUAGCUUUAAUCAUCCAUGUCAUAAUGCUAUACCUAUUCAUCGAGGUGUUUGGGUGGGCUACUAUGGGUGCUGCUUUAGCCUACAAUAUCUCUGCUUGGGGGAUUGCAUUGGCUCAAGCAAUUUAUAUCAUGGGUUGGUGCAAGGAUGCUUGGACCGGCUUCUCUUGGUUAGCUUUUCAUGACCUCUGGCCUUUUGUUAGGCUUUCUAUUGCUUCUGCUGUUAUGAUUUGCUUGGAGAUUUGGUACUUUAUGAGUAUUAUUGUUCUUACUGGCCACCUUCAAGAUCCUGUCAUUGCUGUGGGUUCCCUAUCUAUCUGUAUGAAUGUAAAUGGGUGGGAAGGCAUGCUGUUCAUAGGAAUCAAUGCAGCCAUAGGUGUUCGAGUAUCGAACGAGCUUGGAUCAGGGCAUCCAAGGGCUGCCAAGUACUCUGUGAUCGUCAUUGUCAUGCAGUCCCUCUGCAUAGGUCUCCUUCUAAUGUGCACUGUCAUGCUCACCAGGAACCACUUUGCUGUAGUCUUUACAGACAGCAAAGAAAUGCAAAGAGCUGUUGCUCAUUUAGCUUAUCUUUUGGGCAUUACCAUGGUACUUAACAGUGUACAGCCAGUCAUAUCAGGUGUUGCUGUUGGAGGAGGGUGGCAGGCCUUAGUUGCUUACAUUAACUUGUUUUCCUACUAUGUUAUUGGACUACCUUUGGGAUUUUUACUUGGUUACAAGACUUCCUUAGGUGUAGAGGGUAUUUGGAUAGGAAUGAUUUGUGGGACUAGUCUUCAGACAUUUAUCCUUGUCUACAUAGUUUACAAAACAAACUGGUACAAAGAGGUAGAGCAAGCUUCAGAGAGGAUGAAAAUAUGGGGUGGACAAGUAGAAGAGCCACAUGAUGAUACAAAGGCUUUGACCAUGGUUGUAGUUUCAUCUGAAUCACCUAAAUAGGCUUCAUUUUUCUUUUUAUUUAGAUAGGAGAUUUUCUUAAUUUUUUUUGGUUUCUUUAUUGCUUUUUAAUCUCUUGAGUAUGUAGAACUUUUCUCUCUUUUCCUCCCAUUUUGGGAUUUUUUAGUGAGCUCUGAGCCUAUUUAGGAUUAGAAAGGAAUUUAUUAGCAGUAGAACUCAGAAUACAGAGAUGUAGCAAAUUAUGGUCAUUUGAAUUAAGAAAAUCAAGUAUAUCUAUACAAAUAUAUUAAAAG
Molecule: messenger RNA, 4578 nt
Organism: Beta vulgaris subsp. vulgaris (sugar beet)
Lineage: Eukaryota; Viridiplantae; Streptophyta; Magnoliopsida; Caryophyllales; Amaranthaceae
Product: protein DETOXIFICATION 35
Exons: 7
Coding region: 2744-4327 (527 amino acids)
Biological process (GO): xenobiotic detoxification by transmembrane export across the plasma membrane
Cellular component (GO): membrane
Molecular function (GO): antiporter activity; xenobiotic transmembrane transporter activity
Source: RefSeq, a predicted model, not a curated record